Messenger RNA from Striga hermonthica, 264 nucleotides. The record is from the annotation of a GenBank genome assembly. Lineage: Eukaryota; Viridiplantae; Streptophyta; Magnoliopsida; Lamiales; Orobanchaceae.
AUGGGGAGCGAAGCAAUUCAGGCGUACAGAGCGGUGCUGAGAGCCACGCGAAGGACCUUCGCCGGCGACAACGUAAUGCUCCGAGAGUCCGCCGCGGAAGUCCGCAAGAAAUUCGAGGAGAACCGCCACGUCACCUCCCCCGCCGACCGCGGCCGCCUCCUCGAGGAGGCGCGUGAGGCUUCCCACUUUAUCUCGACCAUGAUUGUCCAAGCCAAGCUCAACGAACGCGGCGGCUACGGUAUGCCAUCUCUACCCCUUUUCUAG